Molecule: messenger RNA, 2766 nt
Organism: Rotaria sordida
Lineage: Eukaryota; Metazoa; Rotifera; Eurotatoria; Philodinida; Philodinidae
Source: the annotation of a GenBank genome assembly
AUGUUUGGUAUGGCCUUGGGUGAUGCGCUUGGAGCUCACGUCGAAUUUCGGCCGCAACAAUACUUGGUGGAACAUCCUGUGCAAGAUCUGCAGGAAGGAGGGACUUGGGGUCUCAAAAAAGGACAAUUCACAGACGACACCUCCAUGGGUCUUUGUCUAGCAAAUUCAUUGAUAGCUCGUCGCGAUUUUGUUGCUUAUGACCAGUUAGUUCGCUACAAAUGGUGGUCCAAACAUGGCUACAUGUCCUCAACUGGACAAUGUUUUGAUAUUGGUGCUGCCACCAGUCAAUCACUGCGUGAAUUCGAGCGUCGUCAACAAUCAUUUGCUACCAAACAUCAUAUUUCUCUUGAUCAAUUAGAUUCUCUUUCGAAUCCAGAUCUGCUUGCAAAAUUUGACGUGAAUUGCAGUGAAAGUGGUGCAGCUGGUAAUGGAGCACUUAUGCGACUGGCUCCCGUUCCUCUUUUCUUCUACCGGCAUCCUACUGAGGCCGUCGAGUUUUCUGGAGUUAGUGGCAUUAUUACUCACGGUGAUCAAAAGGCCUAUGAUGCUUGCCGCUAUUAUGGAGCUUUGAUCGUGGCAGCUCUUCGAGGAGAAACAAAAGCACAAUUAUUGGAUAACAACUUUUAUUUGAAUCAUAAACCAUGGUUCAAUAACAAGCCACUUACUCAAGAUGUUAUGAACGUUGCCCAAGGAUCGUAUAAGAAACCUGGUGGAUAUCGUGAUGGCAUUCGAGGCAAAGGAUACAUUAUUAAUGCUCUCGAAGCUGCUUUAUGGGCCUUUUGCUAUGAUGAAAAUUCUUUUGAAAAGGGCGUUCUCGACGCAGUCAAUCUUGGAGAUGACACUGACACAACGGCUGCUAUUUAUGGCCAAUUGGCUGGCGCUUACUAUGGUUAUGACAAACUGCCACAGAAAUGGGUCAAGCAGGUCUAUGCAAACAGUUUUAUUACGUGUCUAAGCAAGUGGAUCAUUUAUGAAGGAGAGUUGUGGCAGCCAAAGCUUCCAAUUUCUAGUGAAUCAGAAUCGAAAUAUCAAUCUUAUUCAAAUGUUCCUUCACAAACAACAACUGCAUCGACUUCGGUGUCGGACAUCAGGCCAACACAUAUACAGGGACAGACUGUUACAUUUAAAGAGUUGCCUUCUACCGUGUUAAGGGUAAGGGAGCCAAUACGUUCCUCAGCAGUACCUACAUAUAGAACCUACGCAACUAUUCCGGUAACACAAUCAAAUGCGAGUUCAAGGCCGAGAACAACAACAGCAUCGUAUGACUUUGGUGGCGUGACAGGAUCUAGCACCAGUGGUGCAUGGAACUCUGCCUAUAAUAAUACGACGCUAUCUAGCUAUGGUGGUCAGACACCAUAUAACAAUAGUCCUACGACAGGAUAUGGCUAUAGUGGUUCGACAGGAUAUCGUUCUAGUGCCACCAUAGUACCUGCGUAUGGUGGGACUGCAGGAUUACACUAUAACCAUCAUUACUCAGAUUUGGACACACGAUCUGAUACUUACCACGGACAUUCAACUUCGACCCAAAGGCCACGGAGCCAGCCUCAGUCAAUUAUACAUCAGUCAAGCUAUCACCAUGGCCCUAUAACACCAACUUAUUGGAGUUCUUAUUAUCAUCACACGUAGCGAUUUUUCUCUCUGUUGUUUCCCGCGAGAAUCAAGCACAAGAACAAUAUUAAAAAUGGACGUUCCCUAAAGUCAUUUCAUUUUGCUGUCAUAUGGAUUAAGAUAUUUUUAUGUAACACCGUUCUAUAAUUAAUAAAUAUCUUCAAAAAUAUAAUAAGCCAUGCAAAGGUCUAUGAAAAAAUAUGGAAACUCAUUGCUCAGCAGCCGAAUAUCAAAUCGAUCUGAACCUUUUUUUCCCUUUGAAAGAGCCAUGCUUGGAGAGUGAAAAAGACCAACUUAGUUAAAUUUUUUACUUUCGCUUCAUAAUGAUGAAAGCCUAGUAUAGGCCAACACUUGAAACGGCUUGGUAACCUCAUUUGUCGAUAUGUUCAGUCGCUCACUUCUUGAUUUCGUUUGUCUUAAACUGUGAAUUAAACUUCUAGACGAUUGAAGUUAUUCAAUGCUUAUCCUUCCAUCGAUUUGGAAAUUUUGUUUUGGUUGCAUUAAUAAUGAGAAAAUUCUCUCCUCUAAUGUUUCAUUCACUGGCAUGUCAGUUUAGUAAAAUUUGUGAAAUAGAAGAAAAGACAGUGAGCCCGUAAGAGUUCUGAAAAGUAAAUGGAAAUUUUUCCAACUCCAUGCUUUAGAUGCCGGUUUUUAGCUCUAUUUAGGGAUUUAUAUCGCCGUGUCACGUAUGCAUUGAAGUGGCAUUAGUUGCCAAAUAAUGUUAUCGAGUAACUACAACGUUGUUUUUAAGUUCAGCACAACGAAUAUUAUCAGAAGUGGGUGUGGAUGUUGGUGAGCUCGAACGAAAGGCAAAAAUAAUGUCCACAUCCACCCAAGUCAUCUGACAAAAACUAGAACAGUCAAAACAUAAGAGAGAGAAAAGCAAAGUAAGAUGAAAAUUGAAUUGAUAAUGUUUGGUCUCAAUGAAUUCAUAUUUUCACUCUUAAAUGUUGUAUUAUAUUUAUCGUCUACCAAUACGGUAAUCAUAGUCAAAGGGUAAAUUGUCCGUUGAACGAGACAUUUGUGUCGACUAUCUGUGUGAAAAUUAACUUUCUGACUUUUUUUAAUUUUUAAUUUUUGCAUCUCUUCCUCCUACCCCAAAAUAUUUCUUAUUCAAGUAAUAAUGACAAGCAGGCAUUAACCUUGAAAUACAUGAAA